CACGCACGCACGCACACGCACACGCAAACGCACAAGCACCCGCGAUCUUGCUCUAAACUCCUCCUGUUCGCCUCUCGUCUUCCAAUUGUCCAUCUCCAUCCUCAUCGCCGUGGCUCCCACCCUAGCAGACCCCCAUUUCGAUGAGUGUGCUUCAUUUUAAAGACGCCCGAUCUUUCUAGCCUUCUGCUGCUCUUCCCUCUGCUCUCCUCCCUCUCGCUCUCCUCUCUCGACCCGCCUCUUCUCACCGCCCGCUCGUCCACUCUGCUCUGCUCCAUUCGUCUCGCCUGACUUCCGGACGGGCAAGCAUUCCGUCCUACGGCCAACCCAGCAAUAAUCUCCCCCAGAGCCACGCUACCCUGGAGGUGCCUCACCCCUUCAAUAUUCGACGACGGCCGUACGUGCAUGUAAUCCGUAACCACCGUCAUCUCACGCAAAGGGACCGACGGAACACGGCCAUAGACAUCGCUGCUGCCCGCUAGUCUCUCUGCUGGACGCUUUGCUGUGUGUGUGUGCGUAGUUUUGCUCUGCGCCGUGCGAUUGAUUAGGUCAAGCGUGGACGCGGAAAACGUCCCAAGGGCCCCCCCCCCCGUCUGCCCUCGACUCUGCUUGCUUUGCUGGUCCUUACCUUAAAACCUAGCCACCCAAGCUUUUUUUUGAAGCUUCCGCUCUCUCUCCAUCACCCACGAGCACCCUCUACUCGAUCCCUCGCUCUCGCCCUCCUACAGGCGCGACGUGACACGCUCGCGCCUAGCACGCUUGUUGGACGGGCAAAUAGAAAAAAACCCCUUCCCCCCCUUUUUCCCCCCGAGCCUGAAAUCCUGCCUACCACGUCGCAGUACAGGGCUGCUUCUCUGCCAUCACGCGCCAUCUGCUUGGAAGACCAACCUCGAAUGCGCCUCCAGGCCCUGCCGGCAUAGCAACCAACACGACUCGACGCCCUUUUCUCCCCGACCUUGUCCUCCCUCAGCACGGUUCGAACAGUCUCCAGAUAUGAACAGUCAUCCUCAGCACGAGAGCAUGUACUUCGACAACCCACAGCGGUCGCCGGGCUCCCACCGCCACGCUUCCGCCACGCUCCAUCGCCAGCCGUCCGGACGCUUCGACUCGUACGGAGGCUUGCCUUCCUCAACCAGCUUGUACGGGGCCGAGGACCUUGCUGCACAGCAGAACUUCAUGCCCCGGUACUCCGACAGGAUGGCCACGGCAACCCUGAAUUCCAGUUUUCCCAGUGCCUACGACCCGUGGAACUCGUACAACCCCCAGCAGAACAACACCAUAGCUGCUCACGGCAUCGCGAACAGGAUGAAGACUCUGGGCGGCAGAGGUCGGCCCAGCUUACCUGGAAAUUGGAUGGGUGGUCCGAUGCCAGACAUGGCGCCAUUUCAAGGCAUGGGCAGUGCCGGGAUGUCUCAUCAGCUGCGUGGCAGUGAAAUCAUCGGCCCAGACAUGGACGAAGAGCUUAUUCCCACUGCCAUCGUCAUUAAGAAUAUCCCGUUUGCUGUCAAGAAGGAGCAGCUCGUGCAGCUGAUGACGGACAUGGGGCUCCCGCUUCCCUAUGCCUUCAACUAUCACUUUGACAACGGCAUCUUCAGGGGCCUUGCAUUCGCGAAUUUCACAACGGCCGAGGAGACGGCGGUCGUCAUCGAGGCGUUGAACCACUACGAGCUUUGCGGACGCAAGCUCCGCGUCGAGUACAAGAAGAUGCUGCCUCUCGCCGAACGUGAGCGUAUCGAGCGGGAGAAGCGGGAGCGUCGUGGUCAGCUCCAGGAGCAGCAUCAGCCGGUCGCACCUUCCCAGCUGCAGACGCAACCUUCGUUGAGCUCUCUCUCGUCCAACAUCCCGGCGACCUCGCCCUCGCCGCUCUCAGCUCGCAACUCGAAGCCCGGCAUGGACGCCUUCUCAGGCCAGACCUCUCAAGCCAUGUCUCUGCCAACCUAUGACCUGAACGAUCCCCAGGUCCUUGAGUUCUACAACCAGCUUUUCAUCUUCAAGAACGACACCUCCCGAGACACCAUUACCUUUCCGCCCACUUUGUCUCCGCAGGACCGCAGAAUCGUCCACACGUUGGCUCAUCAGUUGGGCUUGGCUCACGUCUCAAAGGGAACCGGUGACCAGCGCGCCGUUCACAUCUUCCGUGUUCACGAAGGCUCCAAUAUCAGCCCGCCAAUCCCGCAGAUGCCAACAAGCCAUCCAUCAGAUAGCCAACGUCGUGCUCUGAAUCGAGCAGCCACCACAGACUUCACUGAUGUUCGUGGCGAAGGGUUUUACGGUGGGCUUGGGCGCCAGUCCUCAGGCUUGCUGGGGUUUCCCGAUUCCCCGAUCGGAUUGACUGCCGCACAUAACCUGCGUGCUGCAAAGUCCUACGCGGACCUGCGCUCUUACACACCGUCACCCGUUCCUUCGACCGCUAGCUUUCCGGCGACCAUAGGCAACAAUUUCGCGCGAUUCGCGGACUAUGCGCACACUACGUCUGCGGCGUCAAACCCCAACCUGUCCGCAACGGCUGCGUCGAUGUCUAGUCGUGAGGAGAGCUUGUUGAUCAACGGGAUGAACAGCAUGACUGUUGGCAGUGGCUUCGGUCCGAGCGGUAGUCCUCGCAGCAUCCGCAGCGCCUGGGAUCGCGAAACGCCAGGCCCCAUUGGAGGACACAGAUCCUUCAGCAGCGCAGUUCUCGACGAACAGAACCGUGACCGCAAUCAGGCCGUCCCGUCGCGCCAGCCUCGAGGUCCGCUCCCAGAAAGAGGCACUGGUUUUGGCAGUCGGCGACAGAACGGGGGCCACAGCGGUCGCGGAUCUGAUGAACUGUCGUCGCAGUCCAACCUUGAGAUCACUGUCGAAUAAGCGAGCACAUGCCUUGGCAUCAAGGAGGUUGUCGCUCGCCAGGCUAUGCCCAUUCAAGGGAACUCAUUCGCAUCUUCACGAAGUUCACGAAGCAUGAAGCCAUGAAAGUAGAGACCGCAGGCUUUUAAGCCUGUUCUUAUAUCCAAUGCAUACCUGGGUAUUAUCAAAAGCAUACGAAGGAGAAGGUAUUUGGUUUAUGGAACACAAUUUCGCACCUCUCGACUUAUAUGCGUUGUAUUAUUGGUAUUUACUGCUAUUUUCUUGAUAUGAUUCUCGCCUUUCGCGAGAGAGUUUUAACUAGCUUUUCCAUCCUUGUUUUAUGGGCUACUUCGUUUAAAGCUGGCCUUUUUCGCAAGCCUCUCUCCAUUUAUCUCCGGGACGCACUGGGCAAGGCGCAGGAACAGCAAGGGCAUGUUGAUGGCGAACGCCUCGAAGAAGUGGCGGCACAACCGUUUCUUCGAAGCGGAAGCAGUUGAACCCAACAUCUCACGGCUCAAUGACGAAGUUCCAAUGACAUAAUACCACAAAGAGCUAGGUAGUCACUGCGGGCGACCGCGACGAUAUCCACGAACGACUCUUGUCACGACUCAAGUCUACGACUGUCUACGAUUCAAACUAAACCCUCUCCCUAAGCAUCUUCGUCGGUCCAUCGAUCGAUCACAAUCACCUCCAUUUUGGCGAAGAGUAACGAACGUGUGCCACACAUGAUGAUCUCUCUUCUUAGUUGCCAAAGAAUGCAUGGAACGGCCUGAGAAAUAACACUACAUGUUUUGCGGUUUACAACUCAAAUCCCCUCGCAACUCUUCUCCGCCAACCCCGACAGCGCCACCACCUUACCUCCCCUCCACCGAGCGUAUGUGGACGAACCAACAAAGAAGAUAUGGUCUGGCGCAAUCGAAUGCACGAAUUUGAACUUUUACUUUGCUGGAACCUUUUCUUUCUCUUCUCCUCCUUUCGGAGACGAGAACAAGGUAUAUACGGUUCUUUGUAUCUAUGCGCUCAUUCAUGAUAGUGGUUUACUUUGAGAAGGAAGAGCAUAUCUGUUUGCGUCGUCGAUUUGUUUCUGCUGCUGUUGGCUUUUGUAAUUGCGAGUACUUGCUUUUUUUUCAACCUUCAUCUCUACCACCUGUUGUCCUUCUGCCCACCUUUAUUUUCAACGUUAAAGCGCUGUUACUGGAGCAAAAAGAAGUCUUUGUAAUAUCGGGUUGUGCGUAUGGGAUACAUAUAGUACAUGGGCGGCGAGAAGGGCGGUCUCGCUUUAUGGGAUGGAAUUUCAAUCCUUCGUAAUUCAACUUAGGCAUUCGUUCGA
This is a messenger RNA of Verruconis gallopava, 4150 nucleotides long. RefSeq lists its product as uncharacterized. NCBI's taxonomy places the organism in Eukaryota, Fungi, Ascomycota, Dothideomycetes, Venturiales, Sympoventuriaceae. Bases 991 to 2841 code for a protein of 616 amino acids. The transcript is spliced from 2 exons. Gene Ontology annotation, molecular function: mRNA binding. Gene Ontology annotation, cellular component: nucleus; cytoplasm. The record is from RefSeq and is a predicted model, not a curated record.